This is a messenger RNA of Neurospora tetraspora, 7126 nucleotides long. Its product is annotated as Ion transport protein-domain-containing protein. Gene Ontology annotation, cellular component: voltage-gated calcium channel complex; membrane. Bases 370 to 6975 code for a protein of 2201 amino acids. The record is from RefSeq and is a predicted model, not a curated record. Gene Ontology annotation, molecular function: calcium ion binding; high voltage-gated calcium channel activity. Lineage: Eukaryota; Fungi; Ascomycota; Sordariomycetes; Sordariales; Sordariaceae. The transcript is spliced from 2 exons. Gene Ontology annotation, biological process: calcium ion import across plasma membrane.
CCUUAACUAGCCUGCGACCGACCGAACGACCGACCGAGCAAUCGAGCAAUCGAGAAUCCCCACCGAGCCGUUGAGCGAUCAAUCCAUUCGUUUCCCCGGGCCGUUUCCCCCAAGAGAACCCGUACCAUCAAGCCGAUCCUUCAAGACGUACGGCGGUUGUCGGGAGACUGUAACAUUGCUACGUUCGAUAUCACUCCAACUAGUGCGCCUUACCAUUGCGACGUAGCUGUCAGCUUCGUCCGACUUCGAGCGCGCAGGUCCAUGGCUGCGACGCCAGCUCAGCCGUGGCACGUUGCGCUGAGCCUUACAAAUAGUCUUGCUCAACUCGGAGGCUGCCCAGAAAUAAUACAAAAACGUUGAUCUAUCAAAAUGAGCGACCAUCCAACACCUUCGCCCCGACGGGCCUCAGUGUCCUCUGCUUCCCACCAGCAGUCCAUUCCAUUGCGCGAUCUACGACCGGUUCCAGAGGGACAAGAGGGCGGCGGUGGGAGGACUAGCGAAACCAAUGAUAACGUCCGCAAUUCGGGAGCCGGACUUCAGAUGCCCUCGCCUUCGGCUGCUCCCAUUUCCGCCAACCUUCCUGGGCUCUCGACGUAUUGGGAGCACCCUUAUCCCGACCGAAGCGCCGCUGAUUCGCCAAUCGACCAUAUGGCGCUUCAGUUCGCCUUGCCUCCGAAUAUUUCUGGCCAUGGUCAUGACCCCUACAGUGUACCGAACCCCUAUUACGAGGAGCGUACCGAUACGGACUCUUUGGAGUCGGAUAGUGUCCCUCUGAAGCCCGCAGCCCAGCCCAUCGGUCGCUUGGACGCACCAGAAGGAGAGGCUGUACCAAGGGAUAGUUUCCAGACCGUCUCUGAUCUUGGUGAUGGUUCCUCGCGACCCCGCAACACCAUGCUUGGUUUUGAUCUGGAAAACAACUUUACCGCGGACCGUCACCGGAGUUAUGGAGAUAGUCUGGUUCCCGAUGAUAGCAGACGCCGCUCUCGGUCACUAUCAACGAGUGGCGCUUUGUCGAGGGCAGGUUCCAUUAUGAGGGCCAUGUCUCAGCGUGUUGUCAUGAUCAGUGGAGAGGGUGACUUGAUUGACCAGCAAUCGCAACGAGACCGCUCACGCUCGCCGAGCAUGGAACGCCCGCGGCCGGGCCACGCAUCGGGCCCCAUGCUGGUUGACACCUCCUAUCCGUCACAAAUAGGACAAAACCCCACGGAAAAGCGGCCUGAAUCGCAUCAUGUCUAUCCACAGCAGCACCCAGCCUUCAGGCCCCGGUCACGACACGACCCUAGGAACAAUCCGCUCAAGGGCAAGUCGCUGGGGAUAUUCCCCCCUGACAAUCCACUGCGCUUAUGGCUCUGCGAUUUGUUGGUCAACCCAUGGGCUGAGCCAUUCAUUCUCGUCUUAAUCGUUCUUCAAGCCGUCCUACUAGCUGUUGAGGCCGCACCAGAUGUGUUGGCUGAUGGAAACGGUCGGCCUGAGCGCUGGGGUAGCACCAGGAUAGACUGGGCCAUAUUUGUCCUGUUUGUCAUCUUUACUAUCGAACUCAUAGCAAGAAUCAUUGUGUCUGGCUUCAUCAUCAACGCCCCCGAAUAUGAGGAAGCCAAGAACAAACGCCGCUUUCGCGAAAGGCUGGCCGAACAGUAUCGGGUCAUAUUCCGACCUCAGCGUCAGAGGUCGGUCCGUCAACCCCGACAAGAGCAAUUUGAGCCUGCUCCGUUUACGAGAUCCUUUACCAUGGCCCACAGUCAAAUCCAAACGCUCGAAGAUCAACAGCGACGCCACCUGGCUCGCCGCGCGUUUCUCCGCCAUGGCUUUAAUAGGUUGGACUUCGUAGCCGUUGUCUCCUUCUGGAUAUCCUUCGUGUUAGGCGUCACUGGUCUUGAGAGCAAGCACCAUCUGUACGUCUUCCGCAUGCUAAGCUGCUUGCGCAUCAUUCGAUUACUUGCCCUUACGAAAGGGAAUCUGAUCAUCUUACGAAGUCUGAAAAAGGCCGCGCCGUUGCUCGUUCGAGUGUCCUUCUUGAUGGGUUUCUUCUGGCUUCUCUUUGCCAUCAUUGGCGUGCAGAGCUUUAAGUCAAGUCUGAGUCGUCAAUGUCUUUGGAUAAAUCCCGAUGAUCCCACCAACUUCCAAGCAGGUUAUACGCCGGACAUGACUUUCUGUGGAGGGCAUAUCGAUAACGCGACUGGUGAAACCAUGCCUUGGGUUUAUAGUGACGAAAAGGAGUCCCUAACUGAUUUGAAGAACGGAACUUCGCGUGCCAAGGGCUUCAUUUGCCCGAGAGGGUCGAUAUGUAUCCGGCAACAAAAUCCCUUCAAUGGAACGGUCAACUUCGACGAUAUCGGCCAUUCUCUGGAGCUCGUGUUUGUCAUCAUGAGCGCCAACACCUUUUCGGACUUGAUGUAUUACACCAUCAGCUCGGAUUUCCUCCCAUCGGCCCUCUUCUAUGGUGCUGGCAUUAUUAUCAUGAUGCUUUGGAUGACCAAUUUGCUGAUUGCCGUCAUCACGUCGUCGUUUCAGGUCAUCCGAGAAGAGUCCAAGGCUAGCGCUUUUACUGCGGAUGAACCUCCUGGCAUGACUUCAUCUCGAGUUGAUGAUGCCGUGCGCAGACCGACAUUGUUGCAAAAGAUAUACAACAGGACAAAACCUUUGUGGAUCUUGAUCGUCGCUUUUGGACUUUUGGCCCAGUCUCUCCGCAGCGCCAGGAUGAAGUCGGACCGAGAGCGUUUCGUCAAUAUAGCAGAGCCUGUGGUCACUCUUCUGCUAGACGUCGAAAUCAUCAUCCGCUUGGCUGCAGACAUCCGAGGUUUCCACCGUAGGAAACGGAACCUUGUCGACCUUGGGCUUGCUGUAGCCACCUCGAUUAUCCUCAUCCCUCCUAUCCGGAAUUCUGGCCAGGUUUACAAUUGGCUUACCGCGUUCCAGAUCCUGCGAGUCUACCGUCUGGUCAUGGUUAUUCCCAUGACAAGAAAAUUAAUUCGGCAAGUGCUCGGAAACGUAACCGGUAUCGGUAACCUGAUGUCGUUCGUCUUCCUCAUCACUUUUCUGAUGGCCAUCUUCGCAGCGCAAUUGUUCCGUGGCGAACUACCGAGACAAGAUGAUGAUGGAGAUGAGAUCAGAAUCCCGUUUAACACCAUUUAUAACUGUUUCCUCGGAAUGUAUCAGGUUAUGUCGACUGAGAAUUGGACCGACAUUCUCUACAGCGUCACUGCCAGCACCCACCACCUGCACACUGCUUGGAUUGGCGCCAUUUUCCUCGUCGGCUGGUUCAUUCUCGCUUACUUUAUUCUAAUCAACAUGUUCAUUGCCGUUAUCCAAGAAAAUUUCGAUGUUGGAGAGGAUGUCAAGCGUCUUGAACAGGUCAAGGCAUUCCUCCAGCGCAAGGAGCUGGGACAUUCUUCUUCGAGCAACCUGGCAUUAUCAAAAGUUUUCAAUUUUGGCCGGUCAAAAAAACAGAGGGAUCCGCUCGACUAUGGCCCUGCUAUGAUGGAGAUGCUUCUGAAAGAGGCCGUGGUACACGACUUCCUUGACGACGAUAUGGACCCUCUCCAGCAAAGCGCUCCCGAUGGCCAACCAACUCCCCAUCUGGGUAGUAGUACAACCAUGGAAUAUGACGGCGUCACUCCCGGGAUACUCUCCUCUUUUUGGGGAAAAUUCGUGUCACUGUUUACUAGCCGUGAACCCAACCCUUUCUAUUCGAACGUCAAUCUGGAUGGGCUAGGUGAGAAUCUCGAUCCACGGACUAUGGCCGCCCAGGCGAUGAAUGCCACAAAACGCCGCCAGAGGCAACAGAGAGAGUACCUGAUGCGCCACCCCAACUACAACAAUUCCCUGUUCAUUUUCAAACCCAGAAAUCCCAUACGACGAAUUUGCCAGAGUCUGGUCGGCCCUGGUCGGGGAACUGAGCGGUUCGAGGGAGCCCCGCCUAAUACGUAUGCAUGGUACACCUUCUCGACUCUUAUUUAUGCGGCCAUCGUGGCCAUGGUGGUGCUGGCUUGCAUCACCACACCCUUGUACCAAAAGGAAUAUUUCGAAAAGUAUGGCAAAACGGCGUUUAACUGGUUCGUCUGGGCAGACACGGGGUUUGCUAUUGUCUUCACCCUUGAAGCUCUCAUCAAGGUUAUCGCAGACGGCUUCCUUUGGACACCAAAUGCAUACUUCCGCAGCACUUGGGGUGUGAUUGAUGCCAUUGUGCUCAUAACUCUUUGGAUCAACGUCAUCACUCUAUUUACCCGAAACGGAGCCGUGUCUAGAGCUGUGGGUGCCUUCAAAGCAUUAAGGGCCCUGCGUCUGCUCAACAUCAGCGAAAGUGCAAGGGACACUUUCCACUCGCUCCUUAUCGUUGGCGGGUGGAAGAUCUUGAGCGCUGCUUUCGUUUCCAUCUCCCUACUUAUUCCCUUUGCUAUUUAUGGAGUCAACCUUUUCCACGGUAAACUGCUUGCAUGCAACGACAGCUCGGAGGGAAUAGUCAGACUGGAUGACUGCUUUGGUGAAUGGAACAGUACUCCUUACAACAACGAUUGGCCCGUUCUUGCUCCGAGAUCAGUAUCGAACCCAUACUUCAGCUUUGACGAUUUCGGCUCGUCUCUCUUCAUUCUUUUCCAGAUUGUGAGCCAGGAGGGCUGGGUUGACGUGUCUUUCGCUCUUCAAGCCAUUACCGAUAGGGGUUUGCAGCCACAGUCAGGGGCUCCCUACAGCGGCCAGGGAAACGCGUUGUUCUUGGUCGUCUUCAACCUAUUGGCGACAGUCUUUGUGUUGACGCUCUUUAUCUCCGUCUUCAUGAGAAACUAUACUGAACAGACAGGUGUUGCUUUCCUGACGGCCGAGCAAAGAUCCUGGCUCGAGCUGCGGAAGCUUCUCCGCCAAAUCUCGCCGUCAAAAAGUUCAUAUGACGAGAGCAAGAACAAGUGGAGGAUAUGGUGCCAUAAACGUGCCAUCGAGAAGCGAGGGAAAUGGUAUGUGGCCAUCACCAGCGUUCUGGUCUUCCAUCUUGUCCUCCUUCUCUCCGAAUUCGACAGCGAGCCAGAUUGGUGGACAGACACCAGAGACGCUUUGUUCUUGCUCUUCACUCUCAUCUACAUCGCCAACAUCGUGAUUCGGAUUGCGGGGCUUGGCUGGAGCCGCUUCCGCAAGAGUUCUUGGGACAUGUUCUCCCUUGUCACUGUUACUGGUGCAUUCGCCACGACGAUCCUUUUCAUGACCAACACGAAGCUGGACACGUACAUUCAAUUACACAAGUUCUUCCUGGUGGCGAUCGUCCUAAUGCUCAUUCCCCGCAAUGAUGCGCUCGACCAACUAUUCAAGACAGCUGCCGCCAGUCUGACAACUAUCGGAAGCCUGUUGGCCACAUGGCUCGCCUUCUUCCUGGUGUUUGCGAUUGCACUUACACAGACGUUCAGUCUUACCCGUUUCGGAGAGCAAACUGAUUACAAUAUCAAUCUCCGCACGGUGCCGAAUGCCCUGCUCCUACUCUUCCGGUUCAGUUGCGGAGAGGGUUGGAAUGCGGUCAUGGAAGACUAUGCUAAGAUCAAACCGCCGCUUUGUGUUGAGGGCGUCGAGUUCUCUGACAGCGAUUGCGGUAGCACCGCAUGGGCGCGUGCCCUUUUCAUCGCGUGGAACAUCAUCAGCAUGUACAUCUUUGUCAACUUGUUCGUUUCGCUGAUAUACGAAAGUUUCUCGUACGUGUUCCAGCGGACAAGCGGGCUUGCCAUGGUGGAUCGGGACGAGAUCCGGCGCUUCAAGGAAGCAUGGCGCAGUGUUGACCCUUCGGGAACUGGGUUCAUCAGUAAGGAGGCUUUCCCGCGCCUCUUGGGUGAACUGUCGGGCGUGUUUGAGAUGCGCAUCUAUGAAAGUCAUGACUCGGUGCGCCAGAUCCUCGAAGAUGUUCGUGGUGAAGAUACGUCAAGCAUCAGACAUGCCUCUAUCGUUAGUACCACGCAGUUUCAAACCAGCUUGGAUCUCAAAAAGUUAAACGAACGGAUAUCACAAAUUGAUGUCGCCAAGGUGCGAGAACGCAGACGACGGUUCAACAUCUUCUUCGAGGAGGUUAUGGUGUCUGCGGAUCCAGAGAGAGGCAUUUCCUUUACCACUGUUCUUAUGAUUCUGGCACAUUACAAGAUUAUUAACGACAGCAAGAGCUUACGUCUCGAGGAGUUCCUUCGUCGCCGCUCACGUCUCCAACGCGUUGAGGAGGAAAUACACCGUCGCACCGUCCUCGGUUUCUUCGACAUGAUUUACUACUCUCGCAAGUUUCAGCGCCACAUGGAGCUCAAGCGGUCUGCUCGGCUCACGGCGAUUCCACAGCUGGGCGUGCCAGAAAUCUACGUGGAUAACGAUCAAACAGACAAUGAACAGCAAAACAAGGACAGCAACGGCAACAACAGCGCGAGAGCUAGCGGAAGCGGCAGCGGUAGUGCUGCUGGUACGAAUCCUUUCGAAUCCACACCCACGAAUCCGUUCGGCUCUGGUUCCAGUACACUCAAUCCCGGCGGUGCCGCAUCCUUCCUAUCGGCAGACAACGCUCGCGCAGCUCAUCACCGCAGCUGGUCUGGGGUGAGCGCCGAUCUUUCGUCGUUUGAUACCUCGUACGGCCAUCCACUCGCCGGCCCUCGCGCGAACCAGUCGUCCAACUCGGCGUCACAUCGCAACACUCAUGCCUACAGCUUUGAACUGCACGACUCUCUAGGAACCGGAGGAGGGAACGCCCCUUCGCCUGGUGGCUGGGGCGGCGGGUCAGGGACGAUAGGUAGCAUGGGAUUGGGCGGCGGAAGUGGUCUGGAUGAUAAUAACGGCGGAAGAAGCCCCGGCGGCGAUGGUGCCAAGCGCGGAAGCUCGGUCCGUCCCGCGCAGCUCAGCUCCAUGCUGGAUGAUUCCGUGUGGGUGGCCAGUAUCAGGAGGAGCGCGACAAUGAGACGGGGCCAGAAUAAUACGGAUUGGGGAGGAGGGUCGAGAACUUCGGGAGGAGGGUACUCGGGGGCUUAUUGAAUGACUUGAAGAUGCGAGGAUGAUGAGAGGUUAUGGGGAAAGAAUAUUUUAUUAUGAUUUCAUUUUUGCACACAUGGUGCGUCUUUCUUGAGCAAGCCGGGGCGUUAUGUGGUUGUUUCUUGAAGUCUAUAAUGCGACUCGAUAUGUCAUU